This is a messenger RNA of Schistocerca nitens (vagrant locust), 681 nucleotides long. RefSeq lists its product as uncharacterized. The transcript is spliced from 3 exons. The coding region runs from base 1 to 681 and encodes 226 amino acids. NCBI's taxonomy places the organism in Eukaryota, Metazoa, Arthropoda, Insecta, Orthoptera, Acrididae. The record is from RefSeq and is a predicted model, not a curated record.
AUGGCUUUCUCUAGGCAGGCGGCGCUGGACAAUGGAGCACCGACGCCGACAGCGGCCGCCGCGAAAGCAGAUCCGUAUCAGCAGAGGCGGGGAGCGUCCAUCAGCGGGGCUCUUCCACGCCCACAGCGAGCGCGCGCCGCCGCUCUCGCCCGCUGGCCAGCUAUCGCCGCCAGGCCUCCUUCCACCCGUCUUGGUACCAUAGGUUGUGACUGUCUGCUUACGGACGACACUGCCCGCACAUACAAGACCGCCGAGGUUUCGGACACAUUGGAAUGUGAAGAUACUGAACGUGUGGUAUAUCCUGCGUACUCCACAGACCUGAGCCCUAUAUAUCGUGCCUGGGAUGCUAUGGCAGCGGCCAGAGUUGGUUCCCUUGGAGGGCUGGGGUCUGGUGCGUCAGCGAGUAGGAGCAGAUGCCGGCCUAGGCCACAGCGCUGGACGCUCAGCCGGACAGCUGCCGCCGCCACCGCCACCGCCGCCGCCGCCUCCGCCAAGGACGCCCACCCGCUCACGGCUCAGAGCGGCCUCGCCACGGCACAGGUCCUGGCGUCGAGUCCCGUUGCGCGCUCCAAAUAUAGCCGCGCGCCACCGACAGUAAACAACAGCUGGUUCGCCUGCCCGCUGUCCGUCAAAUUGGUUUCGUCUCUGCCGACGCCGGUUCUUCCUGUUGCUGCAGUGUAA